This is a messenger RNA of Aspergillus glaucus CBS 516.65, 566 nucleotides long. RefSeq lists its product as uncharacterized. The record is from RefSeq and is a predicted model, not a curated record. The transcript has a single exon. NCBI's taxonomy places the organism in Eukaryota, Fungi, Ascomycota, Eurotiomycetes, Eurotiales, Aspergillaceae. The coding region runs from base 1 to 549 and encodes 182 amino acids.
AUGUCCACAGCUAUCGCCGCGUUAGUCAAAAAGGGUAUCCUGGCCCCCGACGCUAUCCUCAACAUACUUAGCCAAAGAAUCAAGGAUUUUGGUAUCCUAAGGGGCGAGGAACUACCACACCUUCGCAAGACUUUCAACUCUCUCUGCACAAACGACAAUGGCACAGAAAUCAUCACCCGGUCCACCUUCAUCUCUUUCCUCCAGACCGCCGGAGUCCUACCACCAUCCAUGGCACAAGCAGGCGCUCUGGUUUACAACAGCCUUCUAUACCUUUCUCAAGCACCAUUCUAUGACUCCCUGCCCACAUACUUGACAUUCGAUGGCCUCCUCAGAGCACUUGUCUGGACCGACUCCGAACGCUCCAGACCCGUCUAUGAAGAAAGCAUCGAUACUCGAACCAGAGCACCGGCUGAUACCCGUCGCCUCAUUUUUCAAAGUCUUGCAACAACUUAUGACGGCAAGAAAUUGCCCUUUGACGCGGAAUUCGCGAAGAUGCAGGCUGAGCGCAGGGCGUUUGAUUUCACUAGUGUAUUGGACGGGGACAGUUGAAAGGUAUAUGCCAAGAC